Messenger RNA from Benincasa hispida (wax gourd), 4143 nucleotides. The record is from RefSeq and is a predicted model, not a curated record. Lineage: Eukaryota; Viridiplantae; Streptophyta; Magnoliopsida; Cucurbitales; Cucurbitaceae.
AUGACGGUGGAAUGGUGUUUAGGAUUCAGGCUACAACCAAGGCAAAUGGGUAUGACAAAGACGGGGGCAGUUAAUGAGGUUGACAAGAGAAAAAUAAAAAAUGAGAGAGAAGGAAGGGUAAGAGAGAGUAGCCCAUGGGAGAAGAUGAGGAGGGAGAUUGGAGCAGAAGAACAGAAAUUGAGUGGGAAAGAGGACAACGAAGAUCCAUUAAAAGAAAUGGAUGCUGUAGUUGGAGUAUUAGCAGAUUACACAAUUAAACCCAUUUUACAUCAACUAGAUUACCUCUUUCACUACAAAGGAAAUAUUAAGGAAGUUGAAAAGAAACUUGGAAUUCUUCGGACUACUGAACGUACCGUACAAAUUUUGGUUAAUCAGGAUAAAGGCAAAGGGAAUGCAAUCUUUGAUGGAGUUACCAACUGGUUGGACAAUGUGAAAAAUGUAUUGGACAUGGCACAACAAAAUGAAGCACCUAAUCCCUCCUGCUUUAAUUGUGUCCAACGACAUCAGUUAUCGAGAAAAGCAAAGAAGAGGUUGGAAGAUAUUAAUGAACUCAUAAAUGAAGGAAGGCAGUUUAACAAAGAUAAUGUGGGUUAUCCUGUACCUUCUCCAGAUACUAGUUCUUCUACUCUCCCUGCAGAUUAUCAAUUUUUUGAGUCAAGAACUUCAAUGGCUGAAAAAAUAAAGGAUGCACUUGCAAAUCCUAAUGUCAACAAGGUUGGAGUAUGUGGCAUGGGAGGUGUUGGAAAAACUACGUUGUUGAAGGAAGUUAAGAAGUUAGUGUUGGAAAACAAAUUGUUUGAUCGAGUGAUUCAGGUGGAAGUAGGUCAAUCCAAGAGUGUAAUCCAUAUUCAAGAAGAAAUUAGAGCUAAACUAAAUAUGGAAUAUUUAAAUAUGGAGUUUGAGGAGGUAAGAACAUCUCGCCUACAAACUCAUAUUGCUGAGAAGAAAGAGAAUAUCUUGUUUAUGUUGGAUGAUUUGUGGAAGGAAUAUGAUGUUGAAAAAGAGUUUGGAAUUCCUUACCGUUCAGACUCAAGGAUAGAAGGGUGUAAGAUACUUAUGACAAGUCGACGUCGAGAUUUAUUUACAAAUCAAAUGAAUAUAGAAAAAUUGUUUGAGGUGAAUUCUCUAACUAAAGAAGAGUCUUGGAAGUUUUUUAGCAAUAUAAUUGGUGAUGAGUUUGUCGAAGAUGGAUACAUGAAACAAAUAGCGAAGUAUGUGAUAAAUGAAUGUGGAGGGUUACCAAUUGCACUUAAAAUUCUAGGGAAAACACUGAAGGGAAGGAGAGUAGAGAUAUGGAAGGAUGCUUUGAAGAAAUUGAAAAAUCCUGUUGUAGUGGAUAUUCACGGAGUGAGCGACCAGUUGUAUUCUUGUCUCCAAUUCAGCUACGAUUCGAUAGAAAAUGAAGCUAAGUUACUAUUGCUACUAUGUAGUGUAUUUCCAGAUGAUCACAGGAUUUAUGUGGACGAUUUGCAAAAGUAUGCUAUGGGUAUGGGAUUGCUAAAUCAAACAAAUACUUGGGAAGAUGCUAAGAAUAGGGUAAUUAAGUUGGUUGAUGAUCUUAAAUCUUCUUAUUUACUUCUAGCGCCCCCUGAAUGGGAUGAUAAUUAUGUUAAAAUGCAUGAUGUGGUCCACGAUUUUGCGAAAUAUAUUGCAUCAAAGAUAGAUAAGAUGACGUCAUUUACCUAUGGAAAUGGACAAAGAGCAUGGGAAGAAGAUAAUAGACAUGGAUCCUAUAAUGCAAUCUAUGUAGAUCCCACGACAUUUCUCAACCUUCCCCCAAAGUUGGAGUUUCCAAACCUCCAAUUGUUUAUAUUAAUUAGCAAUGGACUGGGUCCACGACCCACUAUUCAAAAUUUGGAGACUGUUUUUGAAGGAAUGAAAGAGCUUCGAGUUUUAGAUGUGAGAAUGUGGUAUUUUGAACCGUCAUUAAUCUACUCGUUAAAGAACCUUCGAGUAUUAUGCUUGUCACAUUGUGAUUCUAAUGAUAUUGAUGCAAUUGGUGAGCUAAAGAGAUUGAAAAUUUUGGAGAUUCAUUUCUGCAGAGGGAUCCAAGAGUUUCCUGAGUGUACGAGUAAAUUAACACAACUUAAGGUGCUACAAGUUUCUCAUUGUAUGAACUUGAAAGUGAUUCAUCCCAACAUUAUUUCAAAGAUGACAAGAUUGGAAGAUUUGAGUUUUUCCCAUAGCUUCGAUGGAUGGGGAGAGGAAGUAUGGUACAAGCAAAAAUUGAUUAGAAAUGCCAAACUUUCAGAAUUGAAUUGUCUUACGCAUCUUGUCCAUUUAGAGUUAUGUAAUCUGAAGAAUGUUGAGAUUUUGUCAAAUGAGUUGAGUUUAGAAAGUACACAGAAAUUAGAAACAUGUCGGAUUUUUGUUGGUGAUGAACGUUGGAACAUCCACUACAACGACAGGAAUAACCCCUACAACAGGAAGGACAAGAGAUACACAACAGCCUUGAAUCUUUAUAUAGACUCACCCAUUGAUUCAAUUGGUGGAGUGUUCCAAAUACUAUUGCAAAAAUGUGAGAAAUUGGUUUUACGAGAUUCAGUGGGUUUUACAAUGCUUCUUUGCAAUACAUAUGCAAAUUCUUGUUAUCCCCUUUUAAAGCAUCUUGAAAUUGAUUAUCCUCCUGCAAUUAUUGGAAAUAUCAGUCCACUUAAUUUUGAUCUUCAGGUUGCAUUUCCUCAAUUGAAAAGCUUAUAUAUUGGAGGAAGAAACAAUUUUGAGACAUUGUGGCGUAAUAAUGGGCUAACUGAAAAUUAUUUUAGCAAACUCGAACGCAUAUUUAUUGAAGGUUGCAACAAAUUUACAUAUGUAUUUCCUUCACGUAUGGUAAGAUCACUUGUUUUCUUAAAUAGAUUAGUAGUCCGUUAUUGUGAGUUAGUAGAAAGGAUCUUUGAGAUUGAAGAAUCCACCAGUAUUAUUGUCAACCAAGAUGUGCCAUUGACAAUUUUAGAGUUAUCCUCUCUCCCGAACUUAAAGUAUGUGUGGAAUAACGAUCCAGCCCUUGAACUUCUAACAUUUCCAAAUCUAAAGAAAGUCAAGGUUGAGGAGUGUCCUCAGCUUAAAACUCUAUUUCCAGUUUCUUUCAUCAAUCAUAUGAAGGAAUUUGAAGAAUUAGACUGUGUUGGGGAAACUGAAAUAUUUGGAGAGACCGACGAAGCCUCACAGCUGGUGUCCCCUCAGAUUUUCCCAAGCUUAAGAUAUUUGACAGUACACUACACAUUGAUGAAAAGAAGAAGCUUUUGGUUUAGGCCAGAGUCAUUUUCCGAACUCCUAACUCUCCGUUUGAUUGGUUCGGAAGAUGACGACAUGGUUAGUUUGCCAUUCGAAAUGAGUGAAUCUGCAGUAUGGAGAUCAGUUGUUAGACAUUUACAAAUUGAAAAUGCCUUUGAAUGGGUAAAAAUAUUCCGAAAUGGAGAAGAAAACAACCAGAACUAUCAUGCUAGUAGUAGUGGUGGUGCGAAAUUGAAGCAUUUAUGUUUGUAUAAUCUUCCUAAGCUUACACACAUUUGGGAGGACAGCAUUGAUCAAAUGACGGCCACAAGCUGCUUCGUUGAUAUCUUGGAAUCUAUCGUUGUGGAUAGAUGUGAUAAUUUGAAGUGUUUACUGCCAUCAUCAAUCACAUUCUCCAACUUGACAUUUCUGGAUGUUGAAAGAUGCAAUGGAAUGAUGAAUUUGUUUGGCUCUUCAGUGGCAAAAAAUCUAGUGAAUCUCCGGGAAAUGUGGAUAAAUGAAUGUACAGAAAUGAGGUCUAUAGUUGUACAGCCAAAAGGAAAAGAAGAGGGUGAAGAAAUUAUUUUCGAUAAACUGAAUGAAUUGAAGUUGUCUAAUUUAACAAGACUGGCCAGUUUUCACUCUGAAAAAUGCGUGCUUAAGUUUCCAAGUUUAGAGAAAUUGAAAAUAAGUGGAUGCCCUGAAAUGAAGACAUUUUCAUAUGGAAUAAUAAGCACGCCCAAGUUGUCACAUGUGGAGGGAGAAGGAAAUAAGGUCUCAGUAUCGCUAGCACAAGGAUUAAAUGUCAUUAUUGAAGACAUGUGGAAUGAUGAAAUUGUGAGAAGCAUCAGAUACUUGUAUCAGGAAAAGCUUGAGGAUGAUUACGAAGAAGAAAAUUUUCUAAGUGUUGUGGAUGAUGCCCUCGGGUAG